Chaetomium globosum CBS 148.51 is the source of this 1287-nucleotide messenger RNA. RefSeq lists its product as uncharacterized. Gene Ontology annotation, cellular component: fungal-type cell wall; cytoplasm. Gene Ontology annotation, biological process: fungal-type cell wall (1->3)-beta-D-glucan biosynthetic process. The coding region runs from base 1 to 1287 and encodes 428 amino acids. Gene Ontology annotation, molecular function: 1,3-beta-glucanosyltransferase activity. The record is from RefSeq and is a predicted model, not a curated record. Lineage: Eukaryota; Fungi; Ascomycota; Sordariomycetes; Sordariales; Chaetomiaceae. The transcript has 5 exons.
AUGGAGAACGACCGAUGCAGAGGACCGUUACUGACACGGCGCGCACCAGCAUUCUGGCAAGGCGACACUCGCUUCUAUGUCCGGGGCGUAGACUACCAACCAGGAGGCUCAUCGGCCAUGCAAGACCCCCUGGCUGAUACCGAUAUUUGUCUGCGUGAUAUCGCCCAAUUCAAGGAACUGGGAAUCAACACUAUUCGCGUCUACACUACCGACAACUCGGCCAACCACGACGAGUGCAUGAAGGCGUUGGCCGACGCUGGCAUCUACGUUGUCAUUGACGCUAACAACCCGCUUUACUCGAUCAACCGCCUCGAUCCUGCUCCGUCGUACAACACCAAGUAUCUUCAGAGCAUCUUCGCGUCCGUUGACGAGUUCAUCAAGUACGACAACACCUUGGCGUUCUUCUCUGGCAAUGAAGUUAUCAACGAAAAUGUCAAGAGCACGAAAGCCGCCCGUUAUGUCAAAGCUGUUACUCGUGAUAUGCGUGCCUACAUCAAAAGCCGCGGCUACCGCGCCGUGCCGGUGGGCUAUUCGGCCGCAGACGUCUCUCAGAACCGCAUGCAGCUUGCCCACUACAUGAAUUGUGGCACCGAAGACGAGAGGAGCGAUUUCUUCGCUUUUAACGACUAUUCUUGGUGCAACACCAACUUCGAACAAUCCGGUUGGGACCAAAAGGUCAAGAACUUCACGGACUACGGCAUCGCCAUCUUCCUCUCCGAAUACGGCUGCACAACCAACGGCCGCGACUUUGGUGAGAUUGCAGCGCUUAUGAGUGACAAGAUGACGCACGUCUACUCCGGCGGGCUGAUGUACGAGUACGCACUCGAGGCCAACGGCUUCGGAAUCGCCAAGAUCCCGAGCCCCAAGGCCAAACAGAUCGAGAAGAAGGAGGGCUUCGACAAGUUUGCCAAGGCCCUCAAGCAAAACCCGGCACCCAAGGGUGACGGCGGCUUCACUUCGACCACGCGGGCCGUUGCGUGCCCGACCAAGGACGCAAACUGGCUGGUGGAUAGCACGCUGCUACCUGCCAUUCCCGAGGGUGCGAAGAAGCUCAUGUCAGACGGCGCCGGCACCGGGCCGGGCUUGAAGGGGGAUGGCUCGCAGAACGCUGGCGAAGGAACGAGCACUGGUGAUGCCACGCCUGGCUCAGGCACUGUCACCGCCACUGGCAGGCCGAACAAUAGCGACAAUGCGGCGGGUAUGAACGCUCCGCCUGUGGAGAAGACACCGUUAGUUAUCGCCGGGUUGGUGAUGGCGUUGAGUCUUGGUGGGACCCUACUCUUGUAA